Messenger RNA from Elgaria multicarinata webbii, 1804 nucleotides. It is a transcript of the gene TMEM208, whose product is annotated as transmembrane protein 208. The coding region runs from base 72 to 593 and encodes 173 amino acids. The record is from RefSeq and is a predicted model, not a curated record. The transcript has 6 exons. Gene Ontology annotation, cellular component: intracellular membrane-bounded organelle. NCBI's taxonomy places the organism in Eukaryota, Metazoa, Chordata, Lepidosauria, Squamata, Anguidae. Gene Ontology annotation, biological process: vacuolar protein processing.
CCGGAAGUCUUGCAGUGCUGAGCUGGUGGGUUUUGUGCCUGCCUGGCGUUGGGCCUCGCUGUAGAGUCGCCAUGGCGCCAAAGGGAAAGGUGGGAACCAAAGGUAAAAAGCAGAUAUUUGAAGAAAACAAGGAUACCCUCAAGUUCUAUCUGCGGAUCAUCCUUGGUGCUAAUGCUAUUUAUGGAAUUGUAAACCUUGUGAUCUUCUAUGCAACAGCCACUGUCUGGACUUGGAUUGCAUUUGUGUUCAGCUUGUUGAUCUACGGGGCCAGUUACCGCUCCAUGAGCUCCAUGGCGAAACCUUCUUUCGCGGAUGACGGCAGCCUUGCUGAUGGUGGAAUUGACCUGAAUAUGGAGCAGGGGAUGGCAGAGCACCUGAAGGAUGUGAUCUUGCUUACAGCCAUAGUCCAAGUCCUCAGCUGUUUUUCUCUCUACGUGUGGUACUUCUGGCUCUUGGCUCCGGGGCGGGCGCUCUAUCUUCUGUGGGUUAACAUCCUGGGCCCUUGGCUCACCACAGAUUCUUCGGCUGCAAACCAGGAGCCCAACGAGAAGAAACAGCGCCGACAGGAACGCCGGCAGAUGAAGCGUUUCUAGCUGCGCUCGUGGGAACGGAUGCCGUGGCCACCUGUUGUCUCCAUGUGGCUGUUUAUCAGGGAUGUGAUUUUUGAACCAAUCUGAAAACAUCAGGGGCUUCUCUCGCUUAUCCCCUCUGCCCCCCCCACCCCAGUUGAUGCCAGUUCACUCUGAGGCUAAAUUGCUUCAGGGGCAAUGUCACCAGGCAAAUACAUAACCUUUGUCUGCCUUGUGACAAGGGUGGAACCUCUGGCGGACUGAAAUUGUGUAAAUAUCUUUAUAAAACGAUGCUGUAAUAAGAACCUUAAGGGUGGAGGUGUUCCUGGGUUUGAAGAAAUGGUACAUUAAACACACACACCCCAACAACCACAAAGCUACAGAGUCUAUAUGAGAGUACAUUGAUUUUAUAUUAUCCCACUUUUGACCCUGCCUAUUUGCCAAAUCGCAGUAGUCAGGUGCAGUGUGUGAAACCAAAAUACAAAACAAUCAGCCAACAACAAUCAAAACAAUAAUUAAAGCUAGAGCUCAUAAAAGAACAAAGGUGAAAGAGAAGAUUGCAGGGAUGGUCAAAAGAAUCUCACAUUGAAAGCCUGGGUAUUAUUAUUAUUUUUAAAGAGGGACACAGGAAGCUCUGCUAGAAUGGAGGUGUGUAAAUACCUCGUAUGUAACUAUGUUUCCCCGCUUAGCCCAAAGCAAGACUGUAGGGAUGAGCUUGGGUGCAUCUCUCUUCGUAGUGAAUUGGAGUGUGCUGGGGCCACCAGCAAAAAGUCCCUGCACUGGCUUCCUGAGAGUCUGACUUCUUGCCAAAGGAGCUCAGAGUCCCAUCUGCAAAUUUUAGUGGGCUAAAGGAUUUGUACACUGUAGGGGUGAUACUCCCUGACGUGUAUCUGCACCAAGCUUCAGAGGGCUUUGGAGGGUAAAACAUUAGGUCACACACCCUCAGUUCCCAACAGGAGUCUGAAUAGAAAGCAUCACAUCUUGGAUACUGUGAUCAAAAUCUAAUAUUGCUUGUUACAAUAAGUACUUGGCACCUGGUUGCGGAUAGAGAGACGGAAGGACGUGAAGCUGCUCUGUGUUUUUAGAUUCAGGGGUUGGUUUACACAUCAUGACCUGAAAUUUGAUGACAGGCAGCUGAAUGGGAGAGCGGGGCAGGUGCUAAUACUGUAAUGUGUCUUCACAACUGUUAUGCUACGUCGGCUUCAAUCAAUAAAACAUUAGGAGUUCUGCUUGUU